Molecule: messenger RNA, 1551 nt
Organism: Penicillium verrucosum
Lineage: Eukaryota; Fungi; Ascomycota; Eurotiomycetes; Eurotiales; Aspergillaceae
Product: DUF4470 domain-containing protein
Exons: 5
Coding region: 1-1551 (516 amino acids)
Source: RefSeq, a predicted model, not a curated record
AUGUCAAGCUUCGGCAAAUUCCUAAAUCCCACAUUCUCAAAGGGUACAUGGAAGCCAGACUGGCAUACUGAAGAUCGAGACCCAACUUUCGUCCGAGCGGAUCCAGUUAAACCGAAUUCAGAUGCCGGCAAAAUAUCAUGGUGGGGAGGCAUGCCAGCAUUGGAUUUGCUGAAACUGGAUGGAAAUGAAGGCCAGGAUGCAUCCUCCAAGAUGCGUAUUCUCCUCACAUCAUCACACGAUAUUCGAAACAUAGUCGAAACAGUCGCUCGUUUACCAGAUUCGUAUUCGGGACAAUGUGAGAUCGCGGCGAAUGGCGUCAGCUUUGAGGUUUUCGCACAGAAUAUCGUCCUUGCUUUGACGGCUUUCCAUUUUCCACCAGAGAAAGCCGCCCCUAUCAUGAUUCACUUGUGGUAUUCAGCAUUGAUACCCUCGUCUGUUCUCGCAGCACUUCAAUCCAAGCUCCUGCCGUUGAUUGACGAAGUCUGCUCCCAAGCUGAACUGAAACGUCCCGAGCGGUUUUUCAAAUGGGCCUGGAAGACGAAAACAUCAUGCUUACAAGUAGAACUUCUGAGAGAGGAGUGGAAACGCCUUCGAUACACUCUUCGAUUUCCUGGUCGUUUUUCUGCUUCAGAAGCUACCCGCAAUCGACAAGAUGUCACGUUGCCAGACGGAAGAGUAGAUGCACUCCACAGGUAUCUAUACGCACAGCCUCGAUAUUGGCGUCUCUGCACGAUGAAGUUCCUCCGAGAUGGAAUAUUGUUGCCGUUCGGAUGCUCACGCAAAGAAUUUGACACUCCUAACCCGAUGUUUUUCUCUACUGGUCGUUCUUGGCCUAUGCCAGACUCUGCAGAUCCGCGCGGCAGCUGGGACAUCCAGGAGGUAUGCACUGGAGCGUACACUGCAAAUUAUCCCGCGAAGAAUGACCUGUACGGUAUGCUAUUCAUCCACCUCCGAGAGACUUUGUUGCGUUUCUGUCGACAACUUAGGAAGCGGCGCAUCGCCAUUCGACUUAUUUCUGUCGAUACACUGAGUCUACCAGGAUAUUUUCGAAGGAUAAAACAUCCAGGAUUUGACAGAAUUGAGACAUACAUAAACGCAGAAAAGGACGUGCUUGGGAUUGACAGCACCCUCGCCCUCAAUAUCCCGUUGCUGAAACCGAAAAUCCAGAACCCAAAGGCCAUGAUCCUUGUCCUCUUUAUCUGCGACAUUGAGCAAAUGUUUAGUAUGGACACAAUUGACAAGGACAUCGCUUGUGUUGCGAAAUACCUCCCUGAACCCGAGACAACGGAUCCCAACGAUGCAGACCAAUUAAGAAGAAGGAGAUCAAGCUCUUUUGUCUGCAAUGUCAGUAAAUUGUUUGAUCUUUACAAAAAGGCCCAUGGCUUCGACAAAAUCACGGAAAGAUAUGGGUUGAAGAUGAGGGGCAAUCACACAAUCGUGGCUCACUGGCCAAUGCGACCUGGAAAGAACGCGCCCCAGAAGGUGUUUGAUAUCCUCGAGGGAUCCGGCGCCACUGGCUUCGAGCGCUACGUCGAAUGGGAAUGGGCAUGA